GCGCAUGGCCACAACCUAACAUUUCGUUAGUAUUCCAGGAAUCUUCCUCCUCCCACAAAUGUACCACUUUAGCUGUCCGUCAGUGGAAAAAACACAAUCCAAGAAAGUAAUCUUCCAGCCGGUAAGUCUCGAGGACCGUUUGGGGAUGAAACCCUCAGGUUUCGGGCGCCGUCCAUCUGUCAAGAGAUGAGUAGAGACCAGCCGCGGGUUGAAAUGGACCUGGCCUUAGGAUCAGCCAAGUGUUAUGGGUCCUCGAGGAGCAUUGUGAGAAGAAUCGCCUCGAGUCUUCCUUUCGAUCCCUGCCCCAGGGUUCAUUUUCAGCUUUAUCCGUACAACGAGGACGCCGGUGUCCUGAUCGGCGCGAGGAGGCAGACCGGUUUGGUGGCCUCUCUGGCUGAUGUCGCCUGGCUCGACGGGGAUGAGGAGGAAGACGAUGUCGACUCCUUUGGCAGACCUAGCAGGUCAGCGAUCCCAGCGGGGCUCGUGUUUCGAGCUCGCCAGCCUCAUCCUCAGAGACCGGCCUUGCCUCGCCAGAGGUCACUACCAAGCCUGCAUCAGGGGACUCCGGACCCCGAGGGGCCAACGGCCACCAACGACGAGGCCAUUCAGAAAAUCGGCGCGCUGGAGACCGAACUUGCCAAACUCCGAGCUCAGAUUGCACAAAUCGUAUUGGCUCAGGAAAAGACCACUCAGCCAGCUGCUACCACAGUGGCACAUCCACCUCCCCCUCCACCCUGUGGCACUCUGCCUCCCCCUCCUCCACCACCACCACCUCCCCCUCCGCUACCUCCACCCAUGAGUCUUCAGCGGACUUUUUCUGCCAUUGACUUGAUAAAGGAGCGCAGAGGGAAGAAGGGAGACGGCCAGACACUUCUGGAUUCCCAGCCAGCCGUCCCCAGCAUGCUCGACGUCCUGAAAGACAUGAGCAAAGUCAAGUUGCGAUCCGUCAAAAGUCGGCCGGGGGACUGCGAAGCCAAGGGGAAGUGCAGCGAGCCCAUAGACGCCGCAUCCCUCAUCGCCGAGGCCCUGAAGCGCAAGUUCGCCCACCGCUAUCGACACGACAGCGAACAAGGAGACCGGGCGAAUUUCAAACUUCCCGUUUCAGAAGGGAAACCUCGGACUGAAACCCCGUUGUUUGGGCAGCACAUGUUGAAGUCGACUGGAAAGAAGAAGCUGCUCUGAUCAGCUGAUUGGGAUCUCGAGGUCCAGAUGUGCCGCGGACACUUAAGCGCCUUAUCACCCUCUUUAUAUGCACUGUUUCUUUCUGUGGAACGAGGGAAUCGGCCUGAAGUGGAUGGCCGGCUGCUCCAAGUAUCAGUCAUCUUCACCAUCUGUUUAUUGCACUUUUAUAACUACAUAAUGUUAGCUUUCUGUUUUACAAACAUGAUUUUGUUUGUUAAACUGAAGGUUUUUGUGUUGAAUAGUUCAAACGUCUGUCCUGAGGGAACAGGGUCAGAGGCAACACUACACAAUCAAUAAUCGUUAUAAGUGUUGUUGUUCAAUCAUAACUUAUGUUGAACUUGUUGCACAUUUGAUUCUUUUUGCAUUACCAUUUCAGAGGGACGGUGAAAGAGUUCUUCUGCCACAGAAGAAAGUAAGCUUUCUUACUUGAAUGUUGUGCUGUAUCGAUCGGCUAAUUUAUGAUUGGGAUCCUUUUAUUUAUGUUGUCAUUUAAGUAAAUAAUUAAGAGUUUUAACAGAGCUAAUUAUGUCUUCGAUUUGUCAGUAAUUAAUAAUCUCUUUUAGACGGCUUUGUACUUUAUUUGUUGAGUCUGUGUGAGUUGUGUCUCAGUUGCCUGUCAUGUCAGGGAUUGUGUGUCUUCGUUGACAUCACUUAUCUCUUUAGUACGAUCUGUUCAAGAGCCAAAGACAUUCCAAUGAUGACCUGCGAGAUUCUGCCUUUCACUGCUACAUAUUUUUUCCCUUCCUUUAGUGAAGCCAAGUUCAUAAUUCUUGUUUGGAUUCAGGCAAUUAUGCAACUUCUCUAUUUGUUAAAGAUUCUUUCUCAGAAAUGAAAGACUCAGUUUAACAUAACCAGUGAGGAAAUGCUGUAUUAUGGUAACUUUCUAUAUUUAAAAAAACAUUUUAGUCGUGGGUCCUACGGUACCCAUUAUAAAUAUUCCAACGGUAUAAAUUAUAUAGAAUUUUAUUUUCAUGCCUCAGCUUUGAAAAAGACACUAAUGGGCCUUUGAGGUUUUUAUCUACUUGUUCAAAGUGAUUGCUUAGUUCUGUUCAUUAUGCCAGUGUAGUUGCUGCUAUAAGUCAACUCAAUCAUAUUAUGGGCCGAGUGUCAGUAGGAUUUGAGAAGUUGUCAAAUAAAAAUGUGUUCCAUCGUGA
Gasterosteus aculeatus aculeatus (three-spined stickleback) is the source of this 2336-nucleotide messenger RNA. It is a transcript of the gene mtfr1, whose product is annotated as mitochondrial fission regulator 1. Gene Ontology annotation, biological process: mitochondrial fission; aerobic respiration. Lineage: Eukaryota; Metazoa; Chordata; Actinopteri; Perciformes; Gasterosteidae. Gene Ontology annotation, cellular component: mitochondrion. The record is from RefSeq and is a predicted model, not a curated record.